CUGGGUGAGAGCGAGAGCGAGAGAGAGAGAGCGAGAGAGAGAGAGAGAGAGAGAGAGAGAGAGAGGGACUCGUCGGCGACGGCGGCGGUGGUGGCCGAGGGAGAGGAGUGGUGGCGGUAGCGGCGGCAGGGACCGGUGUGGGGAUGGCGGAGGUACCGCCUGGGCCUAGCAGCCUCCUCCCACCACCAGCACCUCCGGCCCCGGCGGCCACCGAGCCCCGCUGCACGUUCCCGGCGGGGGCUGCCCUGGCCUGCUGCAGCGAGGACGAGGAGGACGACGAGGAGCACGAAGGCGGCAGAGGAAGAAGAGGAGGAGGAGGAGGACGACGAGGCAGGAACCUGGCGGGCGGAGAGGCGACGGCCACGGCCAAAGGGCGUCCGUGCCUCCGCUGCCCGCAGCCGCCGCUCGAGCAGCAGCAGCCGCCGCAGCAGCAGCUCAACGGAUUGAUCAGCCCCGAACUGCGACACCUCCGGGCGGCCGCCUCUCUCAAGAGCAAGGUCCUGAGUGCCGCCGAAUCGGCUGUGACCACGGCGGUCACCCUCGACGGGGACCCCAGAGUGACUGCAACAAAAGGAGCUGGGGGACACUCGGGCGACAGACCUCCCCACUCCGUCCCCAGUAAUGCAAGAACUGCGCUCCCCAGCCAGGCGGAGGAGGCCUCGGUGGAGGUGGCCAGCGACCCCGCGGUGGCCCGCAAUGGACUGGCUGAGGGCAACGAGCCCGAGGAGGAGGAAGAGGAGGACGACGGCGAGCAGGUGCGACUCCUGUCCUCGUCCCUGACCGCCAGCUGCAGUUUGAAAAGCCCCCCGAGCAGGGAGGUCGAGCCUGGGGAGGAUCGGACGAUACGAUAUGUCCGCUAUGAAUCUGAGCUCCAAAUGCCCGAUAUCAUGAGACUGAUCACCAAAGAUCUGUCUGAACCCUACUCCAUUUAUACGUAUAGAUAUUUUAUCCACAACUGGCCACAGCUGUGCUUCUUGGUAAGUGGAGAGAAUGCAAACGAGGCCAUGGUAGGGGAAGAGUGUGUAGGUGCCAUCGUUUGCAAGUUGGAUAUGCACAAAAAGAUGUUCCGCAGAGGUUAUAUAGCCAUGUUAGCCGUGGAUUCCAAAUACAGGAGAAAUGGCAUUGGUACUAACUUGGUAAAGAAAGCUAUAUAUGCCAUGGUUGAAGGAGACUGUGAUGAGGUUGUUUUGGAAACAGAAAUAACAAAUAAGUCUGCUUUGAAACUUUAUGAAAAUCUUGGUUUUGUUCGUGAUAAGAGGCUGUUCAGAUACUAUUUAAAUGGAGUUGAUGCACUGCGACUGAAACUGUGGCUGCGCUGAGAAGCUGAUGUCAAGGAACAACUCCCAACCAUGAAGAACCUACCUUUGCAUGCAAUGCAAUUUGUCCAAAAUUGCUUUGCAGGUGGAUUUAGUGAUUUCCAUGCAGCUCUUAUCUGUCAGUGUCUCAUUGAGUGUCGCACAAUAUUUGUUGCACUUUGGCAUGGCGCAUUUGUUACGAAUUAAAAGAGAUUGUUUUAAACUUCAAGAGUUCUUUUGGUACCAACAAGAUGUGCCAGUUGAUAGCCAAGAUUUGUUCAUUUGCAAAGUCUGCUGACAAUGUUCUUUACAUAGUGAUCAUUUUAUCACAGAAACAGUAAGUGGGACAUGAUUUUUGUUCCUUAAAAAAGCCAAUGUAGAUUGUAAAAAUCUCUAAGUAUACUAACAUUUCACAAAACCUGCCAUAGUUUUUUUUUUGAAGGGGGUGAGGGAAAAGCUUCAAUUUAGGUUUUAUUUUUCAAUAUUAAUUUUUCCAUUCUUGAAUAUUGGUACCUCAGUGAUUAGUGAAUGAAACACACGUAGGGUGAGAUCUGUCUUACCGCAAGUAAAGGUGACCGUUGAACUGCGUCUGCCAGUGCCUGUGUAGAUAAGUAUUCCUGUCCUCAUCGUUCUGAGUGCAUGCUCUCUUUCCUUUUCUUUAUGGCCUUUUGUGUUUAUUUAAAUUCGAAAUUUGAUAAUAAAUUAUUUCAGAUUUUUA
Molecule: messenger RNA, 2013 nt
Organism: Jaculus jaculus (lesser Egyptian jerboa)
Lineage: Eukaryota; Metazoa; Chordata; Mammalia; Rodentia; Dipodidae
Gene: Naa30
Product: N-alpha-acetyltransferase 30, NatC catalytic subunit
Exons: 5
Coding region: 144-1319 (391 amino acids)
Biological process (GO): N-terminal peptidyl-methionine acetylation
Cellular component (GO): NatC complex
Molecular function (GO): protein-N-terminal amino-acid acetyltransferase activity
Source: RefSeq, a predicted model, not a curated record